AUGAAACGCGUUAUGCUGAAAUUUUCGGUAACCAGUAAUUCAGUGCUGGCGCAUACCGUUGCAAUUCCGCUUUUUGCCACCAGCAUGGAUAAUAUCGUUGCAACGCAUCACACAUGUAGUACUGUAGCAGGGACAGAAAUUCAGACCGGCGAUAAUUCUACCGGAACUGAGAAGCAGUGUGUUUUUAAACCUAGGAAGAUUCUGAUUUUGUCGAAAUUAACACGAUUGGAAUAUGAGAGGCAAACUCAUCCACUUCUUAAUGAAACUGAGCUGAAAAAGGCGUUGGCACGACGAGGAUCCAAUUAUGAGAGGCUUCGAAGGCGGCAUGACGAACACCACCAGUUUUUAAAUAUCGUGGUAUGUGAACUAAGAGCAUGUGGUAUCGAAACUCGAACUGUACAGCGGUUUGACUACAAUAAUGCUGCAGUUUCAUGGGCUGAUGCUGUAUUUUCUGCGGGUGGUGAUGGCACGUUUCUGCAUGCAGCUUCAAGAAUUUCAUCAACGGAAAAACCUGUAAUAGGGAUAAAUACCGAUCCUAAGGGCUCAGAGGGCCAUCUCUGUUUGCUGAAGAAACUGUCGCACGAAUAUUUCAGAGAUGCCUUGAAACGAUUACUUGCGGGUGAUUUUAGGUGGUUAUAUCGACAACGUAUACGCGUACGUUUGGAAGGUGAUAUUGGAGAUAUUGAACCAUUUUAUUUACAUGAAGAACAGCUACCUUUUCAUAAUUUGAAAAAGGAAAUACUGAAGUCAAAGAGAAAGUCGGCAAACAGUGCUGAAAGACAUGUGAAUGUAUUAUCGGAUCCGGCUUUAAAUGACGUUUUUAUUGGAGAAAGUCUGUCAUCUCGUGUAUCUUAUUAUGAAAUUCAAUGUGGUGAUGGUGAAAUGGUUAAGCAAAAAAGUAGCGGUGUUAUAGUAUGUACAGGUUCUGGUUCAACUUCUUGGUAUUUCAAUAUAAAUAAAAUAACCGAUCACUGCGUAUCUGAUGUUCUGAACAUUGCCUCAAAGGAAAUCGGAAAUACGGCAUUGGGAGAGGAUAAAUCAUUAAUCCGGAGGAUUCGUGACAUUUAUAAUAGCCGUUUAUUAUUCACUCCGGAUUGUGAAAAUAUGGCUUAUUGCGUUCUCAAUCCAAUAUAUAAUUCAACAUAUCCAGAGUUUCCACCUCGUGGACUGGUGAAGCGUUUGCGACUUCACUCACGUUGUUAUGAUGCUCAUU
Messenger RNA from Acanthocheilonema viteae, 1213 nucleotides. NCBI's taxonomy places the organism in Eukaryota, Metazoa, Nematoda, Chromadorea, Rhabditida, Onchocercidae. The record is from the annotation of a GenBank genome assembly.